This is a messenger RNA of Nicotiana attenuata, 1855 nucleotides long. Its product is annotated as acetyl-CoA-benzylalcohol acetyltransferase-like. The coding region runs from base 129 to 1466 and encodes 445 amino acids. The record is from RefSeq and is a predicted model, not a curated record. The transcript has a single exon. Lineage: Eukaryota; Viridiplantae; Streptophyta; Magnoliopsida; Solanales; Solanaceae.
UAACACUGAAAUGGUCACCAUAUUUUUAAUCUUCUGCAAAUCCUUUAAAGUCAUCAUCUUUAACCAUAGUCAUAACAGAUCUAUUCCUAGCUAACCGAUCAUUCAUUAUUCCAAAGUUUGAUGCACCAAUGAUGGGACCAAAAAUCCAUAUUUUUUCAAGAAAAUUAAUAAAACCGUCAAAUCCAACUCCAAAGCAUCUUCAAAGCUUCAAGUUAUCUAUAUUUGAUCAACUUGCUCCUUCAUACCAUAUCAAGAUCAUUCUCUAUUAUUCCAUCAAUGGAGAAAACAAAGCUUCUAAUAAUUCUCAAUUACUUACACAAUUGGAGGAACCAUUGGCUCACUCUUUAUCCAAGUUUUACCCGCUAGCUGGAAGACUUGUCAAAGAUCAAGAACAUCUCUUUAUUGAUUGCAGUGACCAAGGUAUUGAAUAUUUAGAAGCUAAAUUUGAUGGUGAACUAGCUGAGUUGCUACAUCAAAGACUUGAUGUUGAGAAUUUGGAUCAACUUUUACCACAAGAAGUUUGUCCAGCUGACUCUGCCACAACUCCAUUAGUGACUAUCCAAACCACUUCAUUUUAUUGCGGAGGACUUUCUAUUGGGAUGUGCGUUUCUCACAAAGUUGCAGAUACUUCCACAAUCCUUUCAUUUAUCAAUGGAUGGGCCAAAGCAAAUCAAGGAGAGAAUAUCAAUAAGGUUUUGUGCCCGGAUUUUGGAGUUCCUUCAUUGUUUCCACUUAAAAACUCUAUAGUUCAGAACAUCCCUGAAAUUGCUGAACACAUGGAAGUGAAAAUAGUAACGAGAAGAUUUCUGUUUGAUGGGUCCGAAAUUGCUAAACUUAAAGACUUAUUCAAGGAAAAUGCAACUACCGACCAAGAAAUCCAACCUACACGAGUGACAUUAGUGACUGCUGUCAUAUGGAAGGCUUUAAUCAGUGUGGCUCAAGCCAAACAUGGUCAAUUACGGCCUUCUUUACUAGUCAUUGUUAUUAACUUGCGGGGAAGAACUGCAGUUGUUCCCAUUUCUAAAAAUGCUUUUGGUAACUCUUGGACUACAAUCAAUGCUCGCUUUACUCCAACAGGGAAUAUAUUAGAAUGGUUUCAUUUGGUACCACUGCUGUCCGAUGCAGUGAGAAACACUUCCAAGUUCAUUAGUAAAGCAAGUACUGAGGAGAUUUCUUUGUUAGCAGUUACAAAUUUUAAAGAGGAACAAGAAGGGUUUCGUAAAAACAGCGGCGUUGAUGCAUUUAUAUGUACCAGUUGGAGUAAGUUACCAGCAUAUGACGCUGACUUUGGUUGGGGAAGGCCUUCUUGGGUUAGCAGUGCACGUCGCUGCUGUGAAAUGAUGACUCUGUUGGAUAGCAAAUGUGGUGACGGAAUUGAAGUAUGGGUGUCUUUGAAUGAGAAAGACAUGUAUGAACUUGAACGUGAUAAAGAUAUACGGUCAAAAUCAUUUGUCUUCGAUCUAUAGGCUCGAGGGGUCGUCUUAAUUAAGACUGAGAUCAGAAAGGACGAGUUCGAGCCCGAUGGACCAGACUCGAGCUCGAAGAUAGGAUGCAAUGCCCGAGGAUCAAAGUACGAUGAAUACCGAAGCCAAGUAUGCUCAACCCCGAAAUAAUGCCGUUAUGUAUCUCUAACAGAAUGAGCGAGAUUCCUGUCACGUCCCCAAAAUCAUGGCGCAAAUCCCGGAAUAGAAUUGUACGAUUCCAUAUUAGGCGGUUAGAUAGUUGUCCCAAUAAAAUUCCUUACUGUAAAUGAAAAUGUACCUUAUUUAGGGUUCCCCUAUUAUAUAAAAGGGAACCCAAUCAUUUAUAAACACCAUCCAAUCAUUGGCAAAGAAUAUACUAUCUUAUUUUUCUG